Messenger RNA from Alternaria conjuncta, 1248 nucleotides. RefSeq lists its product as uncharacterized. The transcript has 4 exons. Lineage: Eukaryota; Fungi; Ascomycota; Dothideomycetes; Pleosporales; Pleosporaceae. The record is from RefSeq and is a predicted model, not a curated record. Gene Ontology annotation, molecular function: oxidoreductase activity, acting on paired donors, with incorporation or reduction of molecular oxygen; monooxygenase activity; heme binding. Bases 1 to 1248 code for a protein of 415 amino acids.
AUGGGCUCCACAAGGACAUGGCCUAUUGAUGCGCUCACUGAGCAUCAGGAGCUCCUCUCAUUCUGGGUCUUUGGGCAUACCGUAUGGUCCGUCGUAUACAAUCUCUACUUUAACCCACUUAGCAAAGUGCCCGGACCGUUCCUGUGGUCUGUAUCGCCACUCCCACUCCUGUUGAUGUCAUGGUCGAGCACGCCGCACAAACAGAUCCUGGCAUUGCACAGGAGGUACGGCGACGUUGUCCGCACAAGCCCAGACUCAGUGUCAUGCCUCCACGCAACAGCAUGGAAAGAAGUGUACGGGCAUCGUAAGCCAGGUCAGCCAGAGAACCUCAAGCACCCAGGUUUCGUAGCCGAAGUCGCCUCAGGUAUCAUCGGGGCCGACACAGACUCUCACACACAUCAACGUCGUCUGCUAACGCCCGCGUUCUCCGGGCAAGGCAUACAGCGCCAGGAGCGUAUCAUCCGCCACCAUAUCGACCAACUCUUCAGCUGUUUUGGAGAGCACUGCGCCGAAGGUCGAUCCCUGGAUCUGGCCAAGUGGUUCAACUUCUUCUCAUUUGAUGUCAUUGGCGAUCUCAGCUUCGGCGAGUCUUUUGCGAAUAUGGAGCGGAGGGACUUUCAUCCAUGGGUUGCGACAAUACUGGAGUUCUUCGUUGCGCAACAUGACAUGGCACACUUCCGGCGGGCGUAUCCGUUGUUCGAGGCGAUGAUAAGCCCGUUUGUUAGAAUAUUCGCCAAGAAGAUCAUCGCAAAGCAUAAUCUGUUCAUGCGUACUCAAGUUGCGAAGCGUUUAGCUCUGGAGCCCAGCCGACCGGACUUCAUUGAAGAGAUGAAAUCCGACAAUAGUAAGGGAAAAUGCAUCGACGCAUCUUUCGAUAGCGAAGAACAGAUCACACUUCUCAGUGCGCAGCGUCUCAGAUACCUCUCGGCUGUCAUAGACGAGACCUUGCGUAUUCAUCCGGCUGCCGUAGGCUCAGUGCCACGACUGAUUCAGCGCAAUGGUGAGGUCGUCGGAGGGCACUUUCUGCCUGGAGGGACCUGCGUGGACAUUUGGCACUGGGCGAUGUAUCAUAACCCAGCCAACUUCACGGAACCAGAAGUCUUCGCUCCAGAGCGCUGGCUCGGAGAUCCUCGCUUCGAAGCGGACAAGAAAGCGGCAUUCCAGCCCUUCUCGACAGGAAAACGCAGCUGUAUCGGUCAGAAGUACGCCACGCCCCGUCUCUGGUACAAAUACGAAAGAAUUCGCUGA